AUGAUCGAUUCCCUUCAGGACAGCAACGAUUCAAAGGGCCCUGAGAGCGGAAAGAGCCAUCACAGUGUUGAACUCGAUGCACCGUCGGCAAGGAGGGACAGAACGAACAUCGGCAAUGCGCGCGUUGCUGGCCUUCAAAGCGACCUCCAAAUGACAAACAAGCAGUAUAGCAUUGCGUUGACCGUCACUUACGUUCCGUAUAUCGCUUCUGAGCUACCCUCAAAUCUGUUACUUCGAGUCAUUGGUCCAAACUAUCUCCUCCCGACCUUACUGACCACCUGGGGCGUGGUCACCACCCUUCAAGGAGUGGUGACGAGCUAUGGCGGCCUUCUUGCCUGUCGGUUCUUCAUCGGGCUGUUCGAAGGCGGCGUCUUCCCAGGAUUGGUGCUGUACCUCACGCAUUUCUACCCACGUGCCAAGAUGACCACCCGUGUAUCGGCAUUUUUCGCAUCUGCUUCACUCUCAGGAGCAUUUUCGGGAAUCCUUGCGUAUGGUAUUAUACGCAUGGACGGCGUAGGAGGACGCGCAGGGUGGCGAUGGAUAUUCAUCCUCGAAGGCGCAUUCACAGUCGCUUGUGGAGUAAUGAGCUAUUUCCUUACGCCUCGAGAUGCUAUGGCAGCGAGAUUUUUGCGUCCAGCUGAACGCGAAUAUGUCGCUAGUCAGGUUGUUGAGUCUGGAGGAGAGCAGUUCGAAUGGAGAGAGGUGAGGAAAGCAUUCGUCGCACCACAUGUUUGGAUCCUUGGUGUUCAAUUCUUCUUUUCGGGUGCCCUCCUCCUUGGCCUGGCUUACUUUACACCAUCGAUUGUCCAGAGCCUGGGAUAUACUGCUGCUCGCUCCCAGCUCAUGAGUGUGCCACCGUUUGCUGCCGCUUUUGCGUUGUCAAUGACGACCGCGUACCUAUGCGACAGGUUCCAUAUCCGAGGUCUUGUCUGUGUCUUCACCUCUAUCAUCGCUCUGAUAGGAUUCGUUAUAUUCCUUACCUCGUCGUCGGCAAAUACUCGGUAUGGCAGUCUCUUUCUGUCGAUCCCUGGCGUGUAUACCUCUGCUCCGACGUUGUCAACGUGGAACUCGAUCAACUCGGCGCCACAUGUUCGCCGCGCUACGGCAAUUGCUAUUGGGUUCAUGAUGGGGUGUGCCGGGGGAAUUUUGUCGACGUGGUUGCUGGGUAGUCUGAGUACUGCGCCCAAGUACGUGCUCGGGACCAGGGUAAUGGUGGCAUUCAGUGGUGGGAUGGCUGUUGGGUCGGCAUUGUGCUUGUGGUAUUUUGUGUGGAUGAACCAGAGGAAGAGGAAGAUCCUAGGACGGGAGGUCAAAGGGAUGGAUGGGGAUUUGGCCCCGUCGUUUAUGUAUUUGCUAUGA
Molecule: messenger RNA, 1359 nt
Organism: Desarmillaria tabescens
Lineage: Eukaryota; Fungi; Basidiomycota; Agaricomycetes; Agaricales; Physalacriaceae
Product: major facilitator superfamily domain-containing protein
Exons: 4
Coding region: 1-1359 (452 amino acids)
Biological process (GO): transmembrane transport
Cellular component (GO): membrane
Molecular function (GO): transmembrane transporter activity
Source: RefSeq, a predicted model, not a curated record